AGCAGUUGUCUUCGUGCGAGCCGACGCACUCGCACGGCUCGUACCUCCGUGUGCGGUUUUCUCCUCCGUCACUGUCUCGCGGGGGCCCCGGCCCGGUGUCCGACCAGCCUGAUCCGCUGAGAAACGUUUGAGAAAUGUGUCACCUGUGUGCGGGGGAGGCGAGAGACAGCAGGUUCAACACGACAGGUGAGGAAAGCCUUUAUUUUCUUAACGCGUGUUUACCAGCCUGCUGAGUGGUGUGAGUCCACUGCCGCAGUUUUGGACAUCGGUAUGAGACACUGUUUCCCGUCACCGCUCGGCUCUCUCAGCUGUUGUGGAGCCCACCGAAUAAUGCAAGGUCGCUUACUGGGUUGGGUUACAUGUUAUUUUAUCUGAACGCAUUACUGUGAGGAAUUUUAUCCCGGGAGGAGAGCUAAUUAAAUAUUGUUGAUCAUAUCUUUUGUCCACAGCUGAGGGCCAGCAUGUUAUUCUGAUAUCAGCUACAGCAAUAUCAGAUACAGUAGCUCAGCAUUUGGAUGUUUUUCUAGAUAAACAACAUCUCAAACUGUUGAUUUUAAUGAGGAAACCAGAUUUCUUUCUUUUUUUUUAAAGUGUUGUCCACCCAUUAAUUUUAGUGUUUAUGUAUAAAUACUGAUCUUGUCCCACUGCUUCCAUCAUGUCACCAUUUCUCCAAACUAAAACACACCUAAAGGACUAAAAUUGUCCUAAAAUGUGCAGUUACUUAUUGUACAAAUCAACAAGACAAGUGAGGGACAUGGAUGAGAGAGACCUUUAAAUAUGAAGUAACAAGUUGGGUAAUUAUGGGAGGCAAGCUGCUUUUAGUAAGAUAGCACAUUCUGUUCAGGUAGGAAAGUCAUGUGAGGUUGAACCUAACCUCAAAAAAUAGGAGCAUAUGCUGUCAUUUAUUUGUGUCAUAGAUGGACCUCAAAGACUUAAUAUCCACUCACAAUUAGGCUAAGCUUAGAAGAUAGGAGGGUGACCCAACUCCAAAUAUGUUUGAGGUAGCACAUUAAACCAUCUAAUAUUUGACUUUUACCAUUUUGAAUGUAGGUAGUUUAUUCUGCUCUGUGGGAAAUGUUUCCGAAGUUGGACCUGUACCUCUAAAAAUCCACUUAUUAUUGGGGAAGAAAGCACACGUAGUAUGAGGUCAGACCUCCCCCCUUUAAAAUGUGGUUACAAACCAGGGUGCACUUUCUCAUAGGCAGGAAAUAUGAGUCAAAAUACACCAGCCAAUGUGGUUACAAAUGGGUCAUACAUUUGGAUGGGUAGUAUACGUGCACCAAAAUGGGUCUUCUAAAUGAAAGCUACCUCAGCUGUAACAAGUAGGUUCCAGCAGGUAUUGAAAUGGAUCUCCUUCACAUAAAUGCUAACUCUGUGGUUAAAAACUGGGUGUCACACUCUAAGAGGUCGGAUAAAUUGACUUCAUAUAUGAUUCAUGUAUAUGUGUGUGUGUGUGUGAAAUGCUGCCAUGUUUAAAGAAAGGAGCUGUAAGAAAGACAAAACCAGUUCAACCUGGUUGAAACUGCAAACACUGCCUCCAUGGUCUCGAUGUCGCAAGUGUAAUAACAAUGCCAGUGUUGCCCAGACGGGCUGAGAACAGACGCUGUGAUAUCUCUGUUUUUCCUCCAAGAACUUUCUUGUUUCUGAGGAACAGGAUCCAUGUUGUGAUAUGUGAGUGUGAGGGGGUUUAUGUAAUCCCAAAUGCUGGAGUCUUCUACCUUCAGAGAGCUUUGAACUGAACAUCUCCAAAAAGACAAACACCUGAAGAAUGGGCUUUGGCUAAACCAAACAACAGGCUCAUGAACAGUGGUGGAAAUAUACAUGUUUACUUGAAGGGGCAAAUAAAUCAUUAAUUAUGGAUUAAUUGGUUAGUGAUUUAAACUGGUUUUGGAAUAUCAAUAUCAGAUGUUUUUCCUGCAAAUACUGACACUUUCAAACCCAUCAUUAACCUGUUGAGGUCUCCAUCCUCCACUGUCCUGAAAGGCUGGUUGUAUUUCUUCACUUUGCUGAAUGACUGUAGCCGAGGGUGCUGACAGGUUUUCACUGGUGCAUUUUUUGCUCUUGCACUUCAAAAUUCCUCCAUGCAGCCGCCACGCUGAAACUCAUUGUGCACAAAAACCUUUAUGGUGUGCACAUUCGUCAUGUUGGCUAGAAUGUUAGAAAUUUUCACAUCUGCCGACAUGAAAGUUACACUUUUUGGUUUUAUCCGCCAACACCGAUAUUGCACCAACAAUAUUGGCUUCCCUGCUCAUGAACACUUGAAACAAGCUGUUAUCUAUAUUUUGUUUUUUAAAACUUCAGUAUUUGUUGAUGGUUGUCAUAUUUGCGUCAGUUAUGUUUCUCCAAAAAAGAAGGUUUUGUUUGGUGAUGAUGCUACUAAAUACUCUUUCUUUCUGAGGUUGUGAUUGUAAUGUAGUCAAUGAGGCGUUUGAAGCAAUUUUUAAGACAAUUCUUUUUCUUUUUUCAUAUUCUUAUAAUUGGAUUUUUGCUUGCCUGAAUGCUAGAAUUACCCUUUUUUUAUGACGCAACAAAAAUCAAAUUUCCAACAUGAGAGUCAAUAUCAUGUUGGUGAUUACAGAGCUGAUGGCCGAUACAACCUCAAUUUAAUAAUCAUAAUAAACAUAAUUAUGAUCUGCUUAUUUUAGCCAGCAACUUUUCAGAUGGAUUUUGAAAUAAUGAAAGAAAUGUUUUGUUGUUAGCGGUCUCAUGAGUGCAGGUGUUGCCUGAUGCCCAUUAUAGAAAAAUGCCUUUAAUUGGCCUGAUUUAUUGUUGAUUUGUUUCUAUUUAUUGUUUGUCUUUUACUAUGGACUAUGUUUCAGUUUGACAUGCACGAUACAUGUGUUUUUGAUUAUCUUUAUGCAGGUCAAAAUAAUCUUAGAUACCCAAUCUCGGUUUAAUAAUGUCUUAAAAAUGUACUUGUUUUUUUCCAUUUUCCUAUUGGGCAAAGUAAAGUACUCUGACCUUACAGUGGCUGAAACUCCCCUUUUUCUGUUUAAUUACGACUUAGAUGAAGAUAAACUCAUGUCCUUGAGGGAAAUCAUAUCUGGCUCUAAAAUAAUUUGGCACUAACCUCAGUUUACCUGGCCAGGUUCAUCUACAGCUCUUUCAGCUCAUGAGUCAGAGCCUCAAAGACAAAGACCAGCCACACAAAAGCAGCUCUGUUCAGGGAACAAAUUCAGGAGAAAUGUACCUGAGGUAACUUUACAUACAGGGCGUUGGGAGCAGAGUCAGCAGCUGCAGUUUUGACCUUUUGGUUUUAUAAUCCAGCUUCAUAUUCCUUUGCUGCUGUUUAUUAUGGUGGGAGUGAUCAGAUAGCUGUUGUGCCUUAAAGGGGAAGUCUGUGUUGGAGAUUUCAGGGAGUGAGAUAUGAAUUUGAGAUAAGCUUCCUGCAGACAGAGACUGAUAAAGGGAGACAGAUCUUGAGUGUUUUCGCCACUGAAGAUAUCUGUAACUGUGGUUUUGUGAAAGUGGGAGUUUACUGGAACUGUCUGCUGGAUCGAAGGUCCUCAGAAGCCUCAAACUUUUACUUUCAGACAUGCUGUAUUAAUCUUUGUUAUCACAGUUUACAUGACCUUAUCUGCACGGUUAUGUGACAGGCUCUUAUCCACAGUUCAAAUGAGGGGGCAUGCCGACUAGUUCGAGUUAGUCUAGCAUAUGUGUUUGAGAAGGAAACAGUGAAAGUCAGCAGAUUUGGCCUUUUUCCAUAUGCCACACUUUCAGCCUAAGCAUAUUUUAUGUUUGCAUCUGGCCCUGGAUGUGUAAUUAAUCUAAAAUAAAAGGUUUCCUGUAGUUUUUAAUACCAUGGGUACUGUAACAUUUAGAUGUGUUUUGGCAGCUGUUGUGUGUGCUGUAGUUUUUCAGUUUCAGCAAAGCAGUGACCUGACAGAGGAGGCCCACAGUGACUGUACUGCUGUUCUGGUUUAAACUGGAUGAAACAAGGCGUUUUUGUGACCACUUGACCAAGUAUCCUCUUUCAUCUUUUUUCCUGUAAAUAAGUGGUGAGUCGAGCAGACAGGGGGAGAUACGAUUUAGUUUUGAAAGAGGAAGCAGAAGUGAAAGUUCAUGAUGUUCUCUAAGUUAUAAAAACGUGAAGGUUGGUCCACCUCAGACUGCUUAGUCUAGGGAUGAUACUAGGUUUGGAAACAACUUGAUCAAGAGAAAAAAAGUGCUUAUUUUGCAGUACUUGUAACUUUGAUCACACAUUAACUGUAUUAGGAAAUAGCUCAGCUGUGGCUAGAUGGACACACUAGGAGAUAGACUUUAAUUGUGGCGAGACUAGAGUUGUCUCUGUGAUUGUCUGAUCGCACAUACAGUACCUGGAAAAUUAAGUAAUAAUUUAAUAAAGUUACAUUCCUCUUUCUGAGAUCUCUGCAUGUGGUUUGAGAGCCAGCAUCUCAUGAUUAAACUCGAGGAACCAUGUCCUGUCUGAACAUGUGUGCUGUGUCAGACUCUGUGGUCCUUCAGCUUCUUGCUUACUCUGCAGUCACUGACCUGCAGUGAGCCACGGACACAUGCAGGACACCCAGGAUAUCCUGAAUGUAUCUUCACUCAUACUGCACCAAAUUUCAGUUGUGUAUUGAAGAUCCACUAGGAUAUGUUGCCCUGCUUUGCCACUCUAAAAAAAAGUGUUUGAUGAAAAAGAGUUUUUUUGGUGCCAAUAGGUUUGUCAUUGAAUUAGCCAACCUGACAGUGGACUAAAGGCCUGUGUCCACCACAAGCAAUUUCCAAACUCUGCUCACCUGUGUGCACUGGUACCAGGCUACAAAUGUUGUCUUGCAGCACUUAAUUCUACUCUAAUAAUAAUAAUAAUAACUUUACUUAUAUAGCACUUUAAAAACAAGAGUUUACAAAGUGCUUUUACAUGCAGGAAAACAAAGAAGAUUAAAACAACAGAACAACGACAAGAGAGCACUUGGGGGGGGAAAGAGUCUUGACAAGACUAAUACUCAGACUACAUGUCCUAAUGUGACAUUAUUGGGCAUAAAGAAAUAAAAUAAAAUAAAAUAAACAUUUGUAGAAGACAUAAACAUAAACUUAAAUAUUCUGUAUGCUUCAUUUAAUGGAAAUUUACAAAGAAAAUGCUAAAUAAAUAGUAGAAAUCGUGACUUAUUAUUGGCAACAAAAAGACUUUGAAAUUGUUACCUUGAAAAAUGAGUUAAGUUGGUUUCCUUUUAGCAUAAACCUCUGCCAUUAUCAUUGAAAAAGUUGAUAUUAGAGGUCACACCCUUCUCGAUUUUGAUUGGUCAGUAACGGAACCAUGACAUCUUUAAGGGAGGCUUUUAAAAGUUGGACCAGUUUUGACUGACAGCACUUCAGCACAUUGACAUACAACAGAUGACAUUAGCGCUCAGGACACUAGAUACUUGGGCUUGUGGAUAUUUUGGUUCGGUAGUCCUUGAUUAAUUUGGGAAAUAACUAGAUGAUAGAUAAUGAAAAAUAACACUGCAGUCCAAGUAAUGCAGUGAUCUAACUUUUCCUAAAUCAAACUACCAAACUCAAAGAUUGUCCAUUUCUUUUCAAGAAGAGCAAAAGUAAAUGUCUAGAUCAUAGAUAUUUAUCCCUGUGUUGGCUGGAAGAUUGAUCACUGAUUCCCUUUUUUUGUGUCUCUUUCAGAUAAACCAUCAUGAUUCCCAUCACAGAGCUCCGGUACUUUGCUGACACCCAGCCUGCGUACCGUAUCCUGAAGCCAUGGUGGGACGUUUUCACCGACUACAUCUCCAUCGUCAUGCUGAUGAUCGCGGUGUUCGGUGGUACGCUGCAGGUCACGCAGGACAAGAUGAUCUGCCUGCCUUGCAAGUGGGUGGUCAACAAGUCCUGCGAGACAAUGCCCAUCCCGAACGUCAGCAUGGCCUAUGCACCAGAGCCCAAAGGCAUCCAAUACGACCUCGACCGCCACCAGUAUAACUACGUCGAUGCUGUCUGCUAUGAAAACAAACUCCACUGGUUUGCCAAAUACUUCCCCUAUCUGGUGCUGCUUCACACUCUUAUCUUCCUGGCCUGCAGCAACUUCUGGUUCAAGUUCCCCCGCACAAGCUCCAAACUGGAACACUUUGUCUCCAUCCUCCUCAAGUGUUUCGACUCACCGUGGACAACAAGGGCUUUGUCUGAGACCGUGGUGGAGGAGAGCGACCCCAAGCCCGUGGGAAAAAUGAACGGUUCUCUGGACAAGAAGACCUCGUGCGUGAGUGAGGAUGUGGAGGCCAGUGUGCCGAUGCUCCAACGUACAAAGUCCAGACUUGAACAGGGAAUAGUGGAUCGCUCUGAAACUGGGGUUCUUGAUAAAAAGGAAGGGGAGCAGGCCAAGGCUCUUUUUGAGAAGGUGAAGAAGUUCAGGAUCCAUGUGGAGGAGGGUGACAUCGUGUACCGUCUCUAUAUCCGUCAGACCAUCAUCAAAGUAAUCAAGUUUAUAUUGAUAAUCAGCUACACAGCCUACUACGUACGCUACAUCAGGUUCAGUGUAGUCUGCACAGUGAACAUUGAGAAACUAACAGGAUACAGCAUGUUUUAUUGCGCUCACCCUUUGGCGACUCUUUUCAAGAUAUUAGCCUGUUUCUACAUCAGCUUGGUGGUGGUUUACGGUCUCAUCUGCAUGUACACUCUGUGCUGGAUGCUCAGCCGCUCUCUGAAACGAUACUCCUUCGAAUCGAUCCGCGAGGAAAGCAGUUACAGCGACAUCCCCGACUUGAAGAACGACUUUGCCUUCAUGCUGCACAUGAUCGAUCAGUAUGACCCUCUGUACUCCAAGCGCUUCGCCGUGUUCCUGUCAGAAGUGAGCGAGAACAAACUGAGGCAGCUGAACCUGAACAACGAGUGGACGCUGGAGAAGCUGAGGCAACGAAUCACCAAGAACUCCCAGGAGAAGUUGGAGUUACAUCUCUUCAUGCUCAGUGGGAUCCCAGACACAGUUUUCGAUCUGGUCGAGCUGGAAGUUCUCAAGCUGGAACUCAUUCCCGAUGUAACCAUCCCACCAAUCAUCGCCCAGCUCUUAAACCUGAGGGAAAUGUGGCUCUAUCACACGCCGGCUAAAAUCGAGGCCCCAGCUUUGGCUUUCCUGAGAGAGAACCUGAAGUCUUUGCACAUCAAGUUCACAGACAUCAAGGAGAUCCCGCUGUGGAUCUACAGCUUGAAGAACCUCUGUGAGCUGCACCUGACCGGCAACCUGAGUGCUGAGAACAAUCGGUUCAUCGUCAUCGAUGGACUACGGGAGCUGAAAAGGCUCAAAGUGCUACGUCUGAAAAGCAAUUUGACUAAGCUGCCACAGGUGGUCACAGAUGUGGGCGUCCACCUCCAGAAACUCUCCAUCAAUAAUGAGGGCACCAAGCUGAUGGUGCUCAACAGCCUGAAGAAAAUGGUAAACCUGACAGAGCUCGAGCUUGUUCGUUGUGAUCUCGAACGCAUCCCUCACUCCAUCUUCAGUUUGCACAACCUGCAGGAGAUCGACUUAAAGGACAACAACCUGAAGACGAUCGAAGAGAUCAUCAGCUUCCAGCACCUGCACCGGCUUGUGUGCCUGAAACUGUGGUACAACCAGAUCGCCUACAUUCCCAUUCAGAUUGGAACACUGACCAACAUGGAGAGGCUGUAUCUGAACAGGAACAAGAUCGAGAAAAUCCCCAGCCAGCUUUUCUUCUGCCGCAAACUGCGCUUCUUAGACCUGAGCCACAACAAUCUCACCAGCAUCCAUGCUGAUGUGGGCUUCCUCCAGAACCUUCAGUACUUGGCUGUCACCGCAAACAGGGUAAGAGACAAAAACAUUUGUACAUUUGCAGUCAUGCUUUUGAUAGAGCCGGUUUCAUUCAGAGAAACGUGAUCAGUUUCCACUCCUUUAUCUCUCUGUAAUGUGUGAUUACCUCAAGGUAAAGUGCUUACAAAGGUCGGUUCUUAAAAAUGCUGAGAUGGUCAGAGAUGGGUUGGGGAUUAUUGCUUUGAAGAUAAACAAUUGUAGUUGGUCGGAUUGCCAGUUGACUAAUAGACAGUUGAGGAGGAUAUGUAAGUCCUAAAUCAGGCAAUGAGGGAACCCAAGAAACUGAGGUGGGAACAGUGCCUGCGGUGGAGUUGCAGUUGUAGAUUUACAUGUAUCAAAGCAUUGUUCUAUUUGUGGAUGAUGGGACUGUUCGAUUGAGGUUUUUGACUGGGUGCAAACUCCAACUCAUAGACCUCCAGGUGUUGAGGGGGGGUUUUGUUUUUGGGAGAGUGAGGACGUACAGAUUAGGGCCCGACUGAUAUGGAUUUUUUGGGGCCGAUUCCGAUACUGAUUAUUAGGGGGGAAAAAUCUGAUUACCGAUUAAUCGGCUGAUUUUUGAAAUUUUUUAUUAAGUUAUAGAAAAUAUAUCUACAGUAUACUAUAUACUGUAGAUAUACUGUCGGCUACUGCUCUUCACGCCGACAGAAAGACCGACUCAUCAAACUCAGACCAGAAAAGCGUUUUCAACUACAAGUUACACAUUUCUGGUUUGCUCUCAUUUGGAGACAUGCAGCUGCCUCAGUAAGAGAAGUAGCUCGAUCAUGUAAUGUGUACUGUUGUUUAUUCUACUGUUACUGGCACGGCUAACAGUGUAGCAAGGCUAAUAGCAGGUGGCUAACUCUAACUUUAGCUUGCAUGUUACGUGGUGCUUCACCGUUAACUCGGCGUGACCGAGACCAGCACAGCGGGGAACAUUGUGAAGUGGAUUGAACUGAAACUUGUUGACUUAUUGUGUAUUUCACAAACUGGUUUAUUUACUGUUGAGGUGGACCACUCUCCUCCGUGCGUCCCUGCGCUGCCUGCUUUAGAUUCGUCACUCUGCUGUGCUGUGAGGUAGUUAGUGUAUAAAGAUUGUCAUGAGGUCGCUGCGCCAUCUACAGGAUAAGUUAAGGAACUUUUCAAAUGGCGGAACAUUUUCGAAGUGAAACUGAAAAUUUGGCCAAGUUUUGGCCAAUUACCGAUGAGUCUCAAAUGGGCUAAAAUUGGCUGAUUUAAUCGGCUCGCCAAUAAAUCGUCCAGGCCCUAGUACAGAUGGUAAAGAAUCUCCUGUAUCAUCUGGUUCCAUAUUGCGGAUGGGUUUACUCAUCUGGCUCAAAGGACCCUGAAGGGAAGUCUGGACAUCUUCAUGAGGUUCUUUUGAGUAGGUGACGAUACAGACAUACCAGCAUCUUAGCAAAGAAAUAUACAACAUGACACCAUUGAACAAACAGUUAAUGUUCGGAUGGAUUUACCAUCUCUGGUUUUGAACAAAAACAGAAUCUAGUCUGUUUCAUUACUAACUUUUAUCACACACCUUACCAAUGAAAAGAAAGAAAGCAGAUGACAGGCUUCUGUUACUGCUUAUGUUCACGGAGUAUUAGUGUCGUCAUGGCUACUCUGUUUAUGUCAUCCACUUGAAGAAGCUACAGCAAGACAGGAGUGACACAAAGCUGUCACCGUCUGGCUUUUUCUCACACUGAGGCAGUUGUUAAGUUACUUUUUCGACCUUGCUCUUGAUUUGAUUUAGAAAAUAGGAGUUUUUAGAUUUGAUUGGAGAAUUUUCACAAAGAUUGGUCUGUUCAUACGCUGCCUUUUGACAGAAAUAUAAGACGCCAUCGUCCUCUGACACAUUGUACGCGCCUUAAACACUGCAGUCACCCCAUGAUAGCUGCUAUCACUGAAGUUAGAUUCAAGUCUUCUUGUUUCAGUGAGGCAUGUUUAACUGUCAUAUCCAUUUCUACUUAGUAUGAAACUGGGACAAAUCCAGAGGUCAAGUCACAAUAAUAUUAUGACUAUGUUUAUUUUCCACAUUAAAAUUCUUUGAGCAUGAUGUACUCCUUAUCGUUUCCAAGUUUUAAUCUCCCUAUAAGAAGAAAAAGCAGCUGAUGAAACUGUUCCAAGACUUCCCAAGAAGUAAACAAUUACUUCUCCUUAAACACUAACAAAUGGGCUUCACUGAGGAUGUUUGUAUCACCUGCCAAGAUUACCUCAAGUACUUUGAAGGUCAUGCCAAAUCCCACCUCUACGUUUACGGUUUAGUUGGCACAUUUGGCACUGGGAGAAGUAGUAGAUUAUUUUGUUCCUUACAAAAUGUUGUUUAUUUUAUUUUCACUGAGAAAUUGUUGUGGAAAACAGCAUCCAAUUGAAGACGCUGUUUCUUAUUUAAUAGCACACACACUCGCGUGUUUUCACUUAACGACACUAUUACCGCUGUUUUACUGUGUAAUGUGGGGUUGUACACUUAAAAAGGUUGCUGCAGGUUUUUUUGCGGCCAAAAAUAGAUGCAUUAAAUAAGACCCUCCGGAGUGUUUGCUUUAAUCCCCUUUACACUGUCAGCUUAUUAUAUAGCUUCUUAUCAGCUUAUAUACUGUCAGAUAUUUUGUGCAAUAAAUGUUUUUUAAAUGUGUCUCUAUAAUUGGAGAUUGAGCUCUUGAAGAACUACAAAUAGGGCAAAGUAUCAUGGGACAUAACUAUGAAAACCACAAGUUUUUGUUAGUUUUGUUUAACUCUAACUCUUAAAAGUUGAGUAAAGUUUCAAAUGCUAUAUUUGACCGGACAUAGUGUACAGCAUACAGACUAUUGAAACUGACAAAUUUGACAGUUUUAUGCUGAUUUGAAAUCACUGGGAGCAACAUGUUUUUGAAAAGUUAAGACAGGGUCCAGAAAACAUUGAAAAAGUUGUAAAAUGCUACAAAAACUCUUGAAAGAACAUCUCUUAACUUAUUAGGCUAAUUUGGGACAGAUAAGCAACAAGACAGGGUAUAAAAAGGCUCUGCAGAGAGGCUGAGACUCUCCCAGUUGUAGCUUUGUAGGUAUCACAGCUCUGUGAGAGUCUGCAGUUUAACAAUUUCAAGAUAAUAAUCAUCAACAGGAAAUUGUUAAGAAUUUGGAGAUCUCAUCAUUUACAGGGACAGGGUUUUAAACCAAUGCUGGAUAGCUUUGAUCUUUGGGUCCCAAAGAGCAUCAAGGGAACUAAACAAAAACAGGAUCCAGAAACAGUGACAUCUUUAAGUCUGAGAAAAGUGGAAAACUUGCAGGCUGAUGAAUCAAACUUUGGCUUUCUUUUUGGGAAAUCAUGGAUAGCAGGUCCUCCACUAUUAACAUUUGUUGUCUUAACACUAUUUUGGGGUUUUAAAAAAUAGGGUUAAAAUGAUUCAGAUUGUCUUCUUUUAGUUUUUUUAGUAUUAUUUGCUAACCCUUAUUUUUUUCCUCCUCCAGUAUCCCGACAUACCGUUGACACUAAAACCUUAAACUUUGAGUACACUUUGAGUAUCUUUUAAGCUGAUUUGGUUUGUGUCCUGGGCUUAAGUCUGAGUUAUGUUAUGGUUUUUAAUUAGAUAACAUCUAAAUUGAACUGAUCCGUUUUCCAGUCACGUCACGUCACACUUUUCAUUUUCCUAAUACCUUUUGUUAACAUCUUAGAUCUCUGACUCAUCUCACUAAAGCACAUGGAUUAAAAAUUGAACAACACUGCCUUUGUAGUCACUGUUAACACUCAGCACUUUUAUUCUCCCUCUUAUCCUUUCCUCUUCAGAUCGAGACUUUGCCCCCAGAGCUGUUCAAGUGCAAGAAGCUGCGGACUCUGAAUCUGGGAAACAACUGCUUGCAGACUCUGCCCUCCCGCUUCGGGGAGCUCACCGGGUUGACGCAGCUGGAGCUGAGAGGAAACCGCCUGGAGUGUCUCCCGGUGGAGCUCGGCGAGUGCCGUCUGCUGAAGAGGAGCGGGCUGGUGGUGGAAGAGGACCUGUUCAACACGCUGCCGUCAGAAGUGAAAGAGCAGCUGUGGAGGGCUGAUAAAGAGCAAGCUUAAGCCAAACCCUACUUGGAGCGAAAGUAAAAAGAAAUUUGUUUUGAGGAGUACAGGAACGGUUAUUUUCUUUAUUAGAAAGGCAAAUCUUCAGAGAUUUGAAGCUCAGAGGCUCAGAGAAGUCAUCAGUUGAUGGUGCUGCCCUUACAGUAGCUAUAAAUGCAUGGAUGCCAACUUUUGAGCUUAUCAACAACAUGGCUAUCCUGUAAAGUCAUCCCAAAUUUAACACUGCAAGGGUGUGAGCAGCUGAUGUCAAAAGUGCAUGUUACUGUGGGACCCUACUCAAGUAAACGUGUUAAUAAGAGAGGUCCAAAUUUUGCACGAUUUCACCCUGCAACAGUGAGCCAAAUGUACUCGCUGUUUCUUUUUUGCUGAUCAUGCACAAGCAUCGUCACGCUCAAAGCAGUAUUUGCCUGACCUUUCUCUAGCCUACAGACUCCGAUUACAACUCCUAAAGUUUUUACUUUUGCAAGGACACUGGCUACAGGCGAUGCAAAUAACUUAACGAGAGUGCAACCGGCAGCCGAUUUGUUGAGGCACGAAAGUUUCUUUAGGUCCGAUGGUUGCUCCACAUGCUCGGAGGCUUCUUUUUGACUCAGUGACAGAGAUGAACAGAUCACCACGAGGAUGAUCUCACAGCUUAGGCCUUAACUUGAAAGACUGACGUAGUGAAGUGAAAGUAUAGCCGUCAAAUACUCCGUGGAAAACAAAUGAGAACAAACUCUAACGUCUGAAUAACCCGGGGAUGUUAAUUUAUAACAUCCUGUGUGAUAGGAGAUUUUUCUGAGUGGCGGUGGAGAAACACUCUUUAUUUUAGUGUCUUAUUUUAGCAUGUGAAUCAAGCUUUAUCUUAUUUUGCAUGACUAAACAUCACACAUAACUUGCGUGUCUUAACAAAGUAUGUGGGAUUAACUGAGGUUGGGCCUUUUUGAAACAAGGCCAAUAAUUUAUUUUGAUGCCAAGAAACAUACUUUUGUACUUUUGAAUGCUACCACAAAUGGGUAUCAUUUUAGGCCUGUUUUUGGCCAUUUUUGCCUUUUAUUUGUAUGGAAAUUGGAGAUUAAUAUACAUAGAAUAGAGAAAGAGGCACAUUUAUCGAAUGUGAGAUCAAGUAACAGAGGAUGACUGAAGGCUACUCACUCUUUCUAUCUUUUUUUGUCUUACACUUGUUAGUUUAAGUGUCAUAUAGAUCAUAGAAACAAGGCCUCACCAUCCAGAUUAUAACAACAGGUGUCCCUUUGCUGACAUGAGGAGUUUAUCCUUGUCUCUAAGCCAUAGGCUCACAAACAUUCAGAAAACUCCCUUUUUAUGGUUCAUUUCUUUGUUUCUAUCUAAUCAAAACACAUGCGAGCUUGCACAACUCUUAUCAAAGAAGUUUAGUAGAUGCAGGCCAAUAAACACGGUUGAAUCACGGUACUUUUUUAUGCUCUGUGUGAUUUAGAAUUAUGAGACCUUAGAUAAUGAUUACCUCUGUGGGUGAACUCCUGCAGACGUUAGACAGCAGAGUCACGACUAGCUGCCAGGCACUGCCAGUCUGAGACAAGAAAGUUUGGAUGAUUUUGACCCAAAGUGCCCAGCUGUUUGCAUCCUGGCCCUUCAAUCUAUUAUGCUCUGUUUACCCUCAGGGUAAACCGGACAUUUGUUCAUGCUUCUGUUUGUCUGAAGUGAACACAAACAGGAAAUUAGAGAGUGUAGGAAACUGUUUUUGACUGACCUGCACAAGGGAAACAUUUACUCUGCAAAGAGGAGUACACUGAAUCUGUGAUUUCCAAAUUAGAGCAACACGCUUUGUGUGCUUGAAACACUUUCCUUGUUAAGGCCUUGGAUUUAUUAGCAUAAUUUGGAGUAACCCUGCCAUGUUUCCUCCAAACCAGCAUCUCAUUGCUAAUAUGGCCUUAAUCUUUUACUAGCUGCACGCCCUGUUAAUGAUCACAAACCUCAAGUUCAUGCCGUGUUUUUUUAUGUGUUGUUGUUAAAUGUAUAGCUUGUUUUGUACAUUUCAGUAGUAUGGUAUGUGCUCUUAUUGUUACCAGCUGUUUCUUCUUUGAUUUGAGCUUUUUUAAGAGAUGAAGGGAACAUUUUAUUGUGAUGAUACAACUGCACCUUUGUUCACAGUGAAGUUUUGUUUUCCUGAGGCCUUGGCUGUAUCCAAAUGCCCUUCGAGAGGUCAUGAGCAAACUGUUCCCUGUGCAGUCCUGCUCUGAAAGAAGAGCCUCAGUCUUGAAUGUGUCGACUACCAAACCAUUUUAAAGUUGGAGGUAAAAAUAUCCGGGCAGGGAAAAUCAGAGAAGACACUAAAGGCAUACUUUGUUGCAUAGUUAUUUUUAUGUGUGCUUCAUCUUACUUUUAUGUUGCAAAAUUGGGGACAUAACAUGUUUUUGUUUGUCUCUAAAUUUUGGAAGAUGAUGAAGAGCCCUUAAAAUUCAGGUGACAUUAUGCACACAAGAUGAUCAUCUUCAGUGCACGAGAUAAUUUUCUUGUUACAACUCAUUGUCUUGUGCACACAGGACUAUUUCUUUGAAUACACAAGUUAAUUUAUUCUUCUUAUUCUCCUGUUUUCAUAUCUAUGGCUCUUUAAUUUUACCUGCAAACAGCCGUAAAUUUUCCGUUAACGUAUAUUUGGUUUCUCAUUUUAAAACCGCAUAGAUUAACAAAAGCCAUGUACUUGAGCACUUCAUGUAGAAGGAAGCAGGUGUUUCGGUUAAAAGAGUUAAAAGAGUUACCCUGUAACCUGGUGAUCUUCAGCUAGCAUGUGGAUGGUUGUCGUGGCAACAACAAUUUACACUUGCCACCAUUUACACCAGAACACUGGCUCCGAGACAUUCUGUUGCUAACGUUAGUCAGUUGACCGACUACAAAAUAACCAGGGGUCAACUCUUAGCUACAAGAAAGUCAAAUGUCUCACCAAACAGGCAUAUUUGGUGAAAAAUUGGAGUUAGUGACGUAUCAAUGAGGGGUUUUAACCGCUCGUGUAAUGCAAGUUAUGGCCAUCUUCAGUAGAGAGCUAGCUCAACUAAAUUUCAAAGUCCAGUGAUAUGGUGGACAAACUCCCCUGAUUUUAUGAGCUGGACACAAUUCUUGUAAAUAAACUAGCUGUUGAACUUCUUAAUGUGUGAAAACUCUCUUAGAAACACACCACUGUCAUAGCUUGACGCUCUAGGUAACUUAAAUUUGGAACAAAGUGUAUCUUGCUAAAUCAUCUUGUGUGUUAAAGGUCAUCUCAAGGGAACAAGUUAUCACCAUGUGCACACAGGAAAAUCACAUAAUUUGUCUUGGUGAUGAUGUAAAUUACUUGCUUAUACAAGAUAAUCAUGUUCUUAAGGUAAUAUUGUUUGCACAAGAAAAAAAAAAACUAGCACCUUAUAGGGCAUAAGGGACUUUGCAAAAUGACUUUUUGGAUGCCAAACUCUUAAUGUAAGAGAGGCAAAUAUCUGAAAUACUAGCACAUUGAACUGCAAAAAUGAUAGGCUAUAACUCCUAUUAAAAAGUGUAUUUAGAUCACUUUUUUGUCACCCUAUAGUAAAUAUGAAAAUCAACAUGGCUCACUGUCCUCCUACAAUGCAGUCGACACUUGAUAUCUCUCCCCUGCAGCGCAGCCCCACAGACCGUCAAAUUAAGAUGUCUUAAAAAUGCCUGCCAGUUGCUAUGUGAAGUUUGUUUUGGCCUUCGCUUCGUGUGAGAACAACUGUUAGGUAACAGUGUCUGCCAGCAUCCUGACACACGUGUCUCAUCAGUUAAUUUCCACAAAUAAUUUGCCAAAUAAUCCCCUUAGUCAUUUAUUUUUCUGACCUCAAGGCCUGUGACUAUGGCCACACAGUCCUCCACAGUCACUUCCCUGUGAGUCACAAGAUGAGCACUCUCAAACCUGCGGCCCCCCUCCCUUUCCUGUAUGUCAGUGCUGGUGACUCACUGGGGUGAAGGUCUGGGAUGAGGUCAGUGGAGCACAAAGGGAAAAGGGAGGUUUUGUGGGUAAUUAAAUCCCCCUCGCUUACGUGAAGAGUAUCAUGUUGGUACUUUAUCUUGUGUUUCAUUUAACGUAUACAGCUUUUUUUGUUUUGUUUUUUUUAAUGAACCAAGUCCCUUUUUUAUGUUUUUGUUUUCUUUUACAAAAGGUACAAAUGUAAAAGACAUGUUUUUAUGUUAUUUAUGCCUUAUGUAGUGUAGUUUUUGUGAGACAAAAUGAUGUAUUUGGUUCCUCAGAGGACAAUUUACAUCAGGUAGUGAGACAUCCUUGAACACAGCGAUUGUCCCUCCAAAACUUAAUAGGAUUUUAUAUCUGCACAGGAAAGACUCAAGACAAUCUGACACACUGUAAAUGGAGGUGAGCUCAUCCUCCUGUUUGGGCAUUAUGUUUAACAGUUACCCUUUAUAUAUAUAUUUAUUUUACUUUUGAUUUUGAAUGGGCCAUAAAGCAUUUCACUAAAAAUCUAAAACUGCAAUGUUUGCAAAUGGCAUCUUAUCUUUACUAAUAUGUGAACAUUUCUCUUUUCAAAACAUGAUUGUAUUUAUUAUGUAAGAUUGUGUCAUUUCUGUGUUAAAAGGUCUGUAGAUCAGGGUUGUAUGUAAACGGUUUCACCUCCAUUUCAUCUCUGAGCAUAAGGAUUUAAAGAUGAACUUGUGUGCAUGAUAGCCAUACUGUAAACCACCAACUUAACCCCCCCAACAGCAAUCACUGUUAACUUCAAACUGUAAGCUGGAUGGACAGACUUGUUGGAGUCAACUCCGUCUGUAUCACACAAUCCUGACAAGGCCUUUAUUAAUGAAUCGUUGCCAAGUGGACAGACCACUGGCUUUUUAAAGCAGGACGUCUGUAACAAUGGACAACUGAACUUUGAUUUCUUAAUGUUCAGACGCUACUUUUGUACCAUUCUGACACCUGAUAAUAAACACUUAACACUCACCCUGUAGCAAAUAA
Xyrichtys novacula (pearly razorfish) is the source of this 16665-nucleotide messenger RNA. The record is from the annotation of a GenBank genome assembly. Lineage: Eukaryota; Metazoa; Chordata; Actinopteri; Labriformes; Labridae.